Venturia canescens is the source of this 8432-nucleotide messenger RNA. It is a transcript of the gene Mitf, whose product is annotated as transcription factor Mitf. Lineage: Eukaryota; Metazoa; Arthropoda; Insecta; Hymenoptera; Ichneumonidae. Bases 907 to 3354 code for a protein of 815 amino acids. The record is from RefSeq and is a predicted model, not a curated record. Gene Ontology annotation, cellular component: nucleus. Gene Ontology annotation, biological process: regulation of transcription by RNA polymerase II. The transcript is spliced from 7 exons. Gene Ontology annotation, molecular function: protein dimerization activity; RNA polymerase II cis-regulatory region sequence-specific DNA binding; DNA-binding transcription factor activity, RNA polymerase II-specific.
GGGCUCGUUUAUAUCUGUUUUUAUUAUUAUUAUGAAUGUGUGUUUCGCACGUGCGCUGAAAAUUCUGAAAACUCUUGAGAGUGACGUGGGAUACCUUUGAAGAAAAACUCUGCGCAGUUUUAAAAGAAUUUUCCGUUGCACCGAGAGGUACUUUGUGCCACAACUUUUCCUACAGCAACUCGUCGCGCGGAGAAGCGAUUCGUUGAGUCUAUUUUAAAGUGCUGACUUCCCUCAUUGCAACGAGGAGACAACUAAUUUUCUGGAUCAAUUGUUCCUCGCAGUGUUACCUCAGCAAAUAACGUCGCGGUGAAUUGCACGUUUUUGGUUACGAUUUCCGGGAAACUGCCUCGCUCGAUUUCGUAUUUACCUAAUGUGCUUUCGACGUAUAAAUCCGAAGGUAUGUGCUCGGAAGAUGCUUCGAAAUCCGGUGGUAUAACCGCUGCACACAAGCUCACAGGUGCACGAACGUCGAGAUGGAUAUUUGGGAUUCUUCGUCUCUCUCUUUUUCUCUUCCCCUCGUCCCUUCUUUCGCGUCCGAUUUUUCUUUUGGCUUAGACGUCUCUCGCUCCCGAGUUUGGGUUAGGUCGGAGCGGAGCUUAACUCGAAAGCUCAUCGCGCCGUGCGUGUAUUUCGUCAACGAAAUGAUUGCUAUAGCGUGCGAUAGUAUAUGCUCAUCGCGCCAACUCUUUCGGGCAAUGGUCCAUCCGUUUUAGUACGAUCGCGUCGCCCCGAGACGUUCGAUCUUGGUCGCUCGUUAUCAUCGCGUUUGGGAGACCGAUCGGGGUGCGCACGCGCGCGUGUUUUUAAUCGGUGGGAAAACGCGGUGUGAUGGUGGGUUGGAAAAAUAGUUGGAACUCGGAGAAUUGAAGGUAGAAAAUAAGGGAAGCCCUGCAGCGGGCUGUGGACAUGCGCGCCGUCUCGAAGGCAACUCGCCAAAUCGUCGAAUUCGAGGAGCUCGUAUCGCGUCUUGAUCGUAUAAACGAUCAUCGGAAUACGACUGGUGGAAGCGCGUCCACGUCGUCGUCGCUGUCGUCCGCAUUGCCUCAGCUCCCCUCGUCCUCCUUGGCCAAGCCGAGCUUUCAUCAGCAAUCUGCACCGACGGACUCUCUCGAGCUUCCUCCCGUCGAGGCUCGUUCAUGUUACGAGACGGAUUCAAAAACUAGAAACAUUGACCCGUCGAGCACGAGGUUGACCGCGACGGCGACGAGAACGGCUGCGACGAACUACCCCGCGGACGCGCCCUCUUCCAACCCUCAAGAUCCGCGCCGCUCGCGACAAAAUCAUCGUCGACGAUCAGUCACCAAUUCGAAGCCUCUCAACAGCGCAUCCUUCAAUCAGGAUUUAUUCCUCUAUACUCCCGGUGAAAAUUACGAGCCCAGCAGGUCCCACCCGAACUCACAAGUUUCUUCGAUCCCCACCAACUCCUCGGGCUCUUCCUCCCUCUCUUCCUAUUAUCCGACUUCAUUGGCUCACAACAACGAACGUUCCUCGAGCUUUCCUACCGACGGUACAAACUACUCGGGCUCUUACUACGACCUCAAGACUCACCGAUCCCUCCAACAGCACCAGGAACAUCCGCUGCCCCUCGACAAUCCCCGGGAAAAACGCGUCCGCGUUAACAUCGGCAUCGACGAGGACUUACGAAUGAUUCUUGAGAUGGACCCGUCGAUCGUCGAUCGGCAACCACCGAGCCCACCCCCCGUUCCACCCCGACGACCGCCCCCGCCCCCACCGCCCCUCCCGACUCGAUCUUCCCUCGCGAGCUCCUCACCCAACUCUUCCAAAAGUUCCCUUCUCAAUUCCAAUCUCACUUCGUCCCCCAAUCAAAAUCUCGAUACCCGCAUUCAGCCUGAUGGAAAUGCCGGAUUAAUCGCUUCUACCGCACCGACAACCCCGACAACCUCCACCACUAACGCGACCCUCGCUGUCGUUGGACGUCCACCGCGUGCUACUCGACCUCAAGGCUGCCCACCGACGUUCAAAACGGCGACGCCAACGUCGCGGACACAACUCAAGCUACAAUUGAUGCGCGAACAAUUGCAAGAGCAAGAGAGAAGGGAAGCUGAAUUUAGGCAAAGUUUACAACAACACAGACCAGCGGCUGCACCACCGAGGCCCGUACCACCCGCACCACUGCCCACGAUCGGAGUCGACGUACCACCGCAAGUCUUGCAAGUGCGAACUCUUCUGGAGAAUCCGACGCGGUAUCACGUCGUGCAAAAACAGAAGAACCAAGUCAGGCAAUAUUUGCACGAAUCUUUUCGUGGCGCGGAAAACGAUGAGACGAACGGCCUGCUCCCCGAGGGGAGCAUUGCAAGCGGAAUCAGUGGUAAUACGAGCCUCGAUACAGGACCAACGUCGCAGGUGCAGCCGAUGCUUGUGCAGAGUGCACCACCGGGGCCGGUGGUUCAUCAACCAAAACCGCAGCAUCCUCAUCUCGAAUCUUACCCUCGCGUCCCCGCGCUGCUUGGACGCGUCACCGGCGUCGCUUCGGCCAGCCCCGAUCCCAUCAGUGGCGCCAUGUCACCCGGACUUUCAAGCGUCGCUACCAGCAACUCUGAGGCGGAAGAUCUGCUUGACGAUAUCCUGUCGUUCGAAGCUGGCUCGCUCGGGGACGGCCUCAAGGAAGGCCACUCCGGCAGUCUCAGCAGCCUUCCAGAUCUGCAGAUCAAACCAGAACCUCUUCUUCUUACCGAUGCUGAAAUUCACGCCCUCGCCAAGGACAGACAAAAAAAGGACAACCACAAUAUGAUCGAGAGAAGAAGGAGAUUCAACAUUAACGACAGAAUCAAAGAGCUCGGGACACUGCUACCGAAAACCAAUGACCCAUAUUACGAGAUCGUGAGGGACGUCAGACCGAACAAAGGUACGAUAUUAAAGUCCUCAGUGGAAUACAUAAAGUUACUGAAGAAUGAGAUAACGAGGAUGAAGCAGAGCGAAUCAAGGAACAAACAUCUCGAGCACCAGAACCGUAGACUGUUGCUGCGCGUCCAGGAACUCGAGCUGCAAGCCAAAAAUCAUGGUCUUCCAAUAACGGAUUUCAACUGGGCCUCAACGUCUGUCGGUGUCGUUAAUUCUUUUCCCAGAAGUAAACACGAUCGACGGAAAAUCAACCAGAUGCCGGAUGUGGUAACCGAGGAAGCACUGAGCAUGGCCCAGUUCGAGGAUCUGAUGGAGGACGACGCUGGUGGUCCGGUACAUGGCGGUGAUCCGAUGCUGUCGUCUCCACACCUACCGCCGUUGAGCCCACCGGCUCCGGCUUGUCAUCAUCCCUUGCCUGACGAGGAUACCCUCGGUAGUUUAGCCCUCACCACGUCCAAUUCUUCCACCUCUGACAUGGACAUAGUCGCGUAGCCACGAGCGUUCCCUCCUUUCUGCGAACCGCGAGGAGGAACAUUUCACGCGUCCUUUGUGUUCCCCCGCUCCUGAACCGUCCCUUUCCCUGGAUCCAUUGAUAAAUCGUCACGACCAAGCGGUACUUUAAACUCGAGUUGUUAAAUGAGGACCGGCGACCGAUGAAGAUGUGGGCCAAGAUGGACGCGCGUCGGAGAAGCGACCUGAAAAGGAAAAGGGUCGCGAGGGUGAUUGGUGGACGGUGGAGGGCCGGGGCUGGAUGCUCACGACGAGAGAAGAGGGAGGAAGCUGUCGAUGUCGCAGUGGCAAUUUUCCGGUAAAUCAACUUGCCAUUAUACGAGGUUCGAUUCCGCCGGACACACCUGAUAGCCAGAAUACUCGAGCUUGCAAAAUUCAAUCCUAAUUAUACCAAAUAGUUAAGUACACAAAGUUGGAGAGUCAAGAAGUUCGAAGCGAAGCAUUUCGUCGCUCGUGAUUAUACGGAGGAUCGUUAUCCCUGACGGAUUUAAGUGAUUGUCGAUAUAUGAUUAUAAUUUAAUCGGAACGACGUCGAGAUUCUACUCCUGCACGACUUAUUGGGGGAGAGCUUCCAAUCGCGUGCUCAUACCCGUUCCGUAGGCGUUGUCAUACCACGACGGAGAACGAGUUAGGCUUCCCUGGGAAUACUUGCGCGCCCCGUCGAUGGAGAAGCGUCUGACGGAGAAUUGGAUCGGGGAUAUAUGCUCCCGAAGAUAUCGGACGUCAAGAGGCACUCGUGAACGAACUCUACAGAAUCGAGUGUUCACUACGCUCGCAGAUGACCGAGUACCUUCAAGGGUACACGUGGGUGGUAAGGGAGUGGUCUGACCGUACAUUCUCGGUGAUUGGACUUCUCCCAUCGAGAGAUACUCUUCAACGCCCUUCUCAUGCGAAAAAAACAACUUCUGAUCUCUUUCCUUCGACGAUAUUUUCCAUUGAGUACGAGCCACUCGUCGGGGCGUCCCCGCCGCUCAUGUCCGGUACACACCGGCGGAAAUUUCCUCGUGCCCCUUUCUCCCUUCGCCCUCUCCCGGGAUUCGUCCAGACGUCGGAUCGACCUCUCGAAGUGAGCAGGAAAAACAACCGGACAAACACGAACACUCGGACUCUUCAAGAGACUCGUGGGCUCGAUCAUCUCGUCUGAGGAGAAUCACUACAUGUUUUCUUCUCUUUUACUUUUCUUUCAACCACAAGUUUCGUCGAUCCCUCCCGGCCCUGCUCCAGGCACAUUCCGGACCAUCUUCCUCGCAGCUCUUUGCGCGCUGGUCGCGCUAACAACACUCGAAUCAGACCCGAGCCAAUUGGACCCAAAAUUGGAUGGCAUGAAAAAACAUCUCGUGGAAAAUUGGUCAACUCUCUUCGAAGCCCUGCACCCCUGCUAUCGUCGGGCUGAUCGUACUCUUUAUUGCCUCCCGAGGAAAACCAUCUGGUACGCGUCAUGUAAAUAUUAACUAGAACACUCGUACCGCUAACUAUGAUUCUUCCUCGAGCCCCAAGCCUCCCGACGAUUUAUGACAAUAUUUAUACACGCCUACGGUACCUGCAUGUCUCCGGAUCAUAACGCCGGCAAUUCAACCGAAUGUGAACAUUUUCUCUUCGACAAUAAAACCAGAAAGCUAAUGUAUCGCGAGUUUAAUGCCUCUUUGUUAUCGUCACUCCGGUCUAAACAAAAUAUGUGCCAUUUCGCUUCAACUCAAACAUCCUCUGGCCAGAGCUACUUCGAUUCUUCUCAUUCUUUUGCUAUUUUUUCUUACUCCCGUUGCACUAUUCGCUGUACUUUCGAGGGUAACUUUACAUCGAGAUUCCGAGGCAAUACUUUGCAGUAUUUUGCUACGGAUAUUACCAAAUUUUCAAAAGUUUCAACGUACUCGAAAGUGCGAUUUGCCUUUUGCUCUAAGCUGCAGGACAAAAGUGUCCAAAUUUUGUCUCACUUCAUUAUUCCAAUGCUUUCCUCCAGCAUGAAUUCUUUUUCCGAUCAUCAUUUUCGUGAGACUCCAAAAAAAAAAUAUACGAAUGGAGCUUUCCACGAAUGAAAAUGCAGUAAAAAAAUUGGAUUGAUCGAAGUUGCUCGAACUCUGAGUUCUUUGGACUUAUAAUGCCUGAUAUGUAACUGCUCCAAAUCCUCCGCAAAUACUGUCACGUUGCAGAACACAGACGUAUUCUGAUCUCUAAAACACGGAUAUCACGUACAAUUUAAUACGACACAGCUAGCAAUAAAUUCAGCGAGUUUCGAAAGUACUAAAUGUUAUCACAGUGCCUGGAUUUGUCCCGAGCAGAGAAAAUUUUCCAGCACAAGAGGACAGUAAAAAAGAGAAGAUUUGUAUUUGUAGCAAUUGGUGGAGUCAGAAGUUCUGCUCAUUGAAAUUCGGCCUUGAAGAAAUGGCAGGUUCAUCGGAACAAUCAAUAGCAAAAGUGUAAUUCGUUGUAGAUUUUCAUGAUCGAAUUUGCCUCAUAAAAAUCUAUUCUCUGGACUAAAAUGAAAGUAAAACUGGAUAAGAGAAGAAAAAGUAAUUCGUAGAAAAAGCCGAAUGAUUCAGAGCGAAAAUGACCCCAUCCGGGUACGAAUAUGUGGCAAGUUUGGUCGAGAAUGUUCAUCGAGAUGAGAAUCCUCAUCGGGAUGACCUCGAGUCUUAAUAACAAUGUUAGAAAAUCAUUUUCACAGACAUUCGAGAGAGAGAGAGAGAGAGAGAGAGAGAGAGAGACAGAGAGAGAGAGAGAAAGAUGCUCACUCGUUUCAAGUGUACGUGUGUGAGUAAAUGCGUUUGCUUCGAUGAGCGACAAACGUUACGAUUAAUACGACUCGUUUGAGGAACGACGAGUGCAAUGAGCGAAGAACGUUUAUUUUUCUCUCUCUCUCUCUCUCUCGCUCUCCCUCGUCGAUGGAAUACUUAUUUGUCGUCCAAUGCAAUGGAGUGAAGCAUGAGGAGAGAAAACAAAGAGAAGGCGGCUGAGAGAGAGAGAGAGAAAAGGGGACUCUACGAGUGUAAUUUAAAUUAAUAAUUUACACGCGUGCCUUCGAUGCGUACGCGUCGGUUAGUGACUCGUGGAACGAGGCCGAUUACGCGUUUCCAUGCUAACCUCGUCGGCAGUUGUUUUAUUUUAUUUUAAUUUUUUUCUUUUCUUAUUUCGUUUUGUUUUUUCCAGUCUCUCUUGCACCAACUCUCGUGCAUUCUUUCUCUUUCUCUCGGCUGUUAUUUCUCUUUUUUUUUCUCCCCGAGUUGAGCUCCUACUUGGCCCAAGUGCAUGAGCUAUAUAUUUAAAAAAACGUUUACGGCCGUGGAAGCCAAACGACGUCAUACAUUAACUCGCACGAUAAUCCAAUUCCGCGAGCAUCUCUCGUAUUUGCCACACUCCCACACAGUGGAGCCACACACACACACACACGCACACGAACAAACGAAUACCGAACACUGUGGAAAUCCAGUGAAUGCAAACAGUCGAUUUGACGUGAAUUAUUCGCAAUUUGGAGAGACUAGAAAAAUAAACAAACGAAGCAACGCAAAGUCAAUAAUUCCAGGAUCCUACACGGAAAUUCUACGAAAGGAAUGCGAUUCUUUUUUAUAAAUGUUUUUCCUCGCGCUCCUGGAAUCUGAGCGCGAAAUAUUUUUCAAUCGCACACCCCUUUUUAUAGAGCAAAAUCGAAACGAUGCUCAAAACCGUUUAUUUCUUUUCUUCUUUUCGAAUUUACUCUUUCCGUAGUGAAAUACGAAUUUUGAUGUUCAGAAUAUUAAGUUUUGAUACUCGAAUGAAAAUUCGCGGCGCAACCAGCUUGACGAGAACAAAUGGCACGCGCACUAAAACGAAACCCGCGAGGGAUUGUAAAAAAUUUAUACAUACGACGCUUAGUGUAGGGGAAAAAACAUAUUUUUUAAGUAUUUUACACUCAGGUAGCUCAACCGAGUGAACGUCGACGAAAAUUCAAUCACGAUUUGUGCCUAUUUUUAUUUAGUUUUAUUUUUCGAUUAGAACAACUACCCGGGGGAUCGCGUCAACGAAAAAUCGUCAUGAAUAAACGAGAUUUAUUUUUUGAUAAAUUAUCGUGCAAUUUUACCAAUCGAAUGUUCGUCUGUUUUCAGACAUUUAUAUAUUUUGAGGAUGAAGCUAUAUUUCAAUUCGCUCUCCGAUCUCGCGCGAAUAAUUAACGGAUUCAAUAUUGGAGCGUCGCAUAUUUGAUGGAAAUAAAUGAUUCGUUAAAUUGAAAUCCUCCAUCGAGAUGAAACGAUACAAAGGACGAUGAAUUUUCUCAUAUUUCAUCAUGAUUUUUCGUCGAUGCGAUAUAUGAAAACCAGUUUGGAGGAAUUGUUAGUUGAAAUAAUAUUGCGAAUAAUUGUUUUAUUCGUACGGUGCUGAUUCGCCUCGAGAGUUUCUCACGAAUAAAUACUACGUGCGAACGAGAUAAAAUGUGGAGUUGCAGAGAAUUGAAUGGGAUCGAAGGCGAGCCCCGGAAAUAGCAGGAAAAAGGUGGAGCAAUGUCGGCUCGCGAUUAGCCAAGGAGACGUUAAAGUUUGUAUAGUUUAUAUAUGAACGGGAGAAAAUAUUCUGUAUUACGAAAUAAAAUGCGAAGAAGAGAGCAAGGAAUACGAUAGUUUUUAAGGCGUUACAAUAAUUUGUUGAUCGUGCGUUAUUCGUUGUGUAAUUGUAUCGAUUUUCAAUAAUGCAAAGAUUUAUUUCAUUAAGUAUAGACAAAUACAAAUACAUAGUUUAUAUAUUUUACGACUAAAAUUGUUACCACAAAGUUGAUUUAUUUUUCAAGUUUGGAGAUUGUACAGAUAAUGACUAAGCAAAACGUGCCUUACGAUGCAAGAAUGCGAGAGCAACCGAGAGCUUCAGCGCACUGUUCUCGAGGGCGGUAAAUGGCUCAAACGAUGAUGCGUAUUUCCAGGCGAAAUUUCGCCACUUGCGUUAUGGUAUCGUUUACUGCUAUUGCGAUAGUAAAAGAAUAGUUAAGGAGUCUUUGAAAGAAAAUAUUGAUUUCAUGCGCAGCGCAACAAAACGUUGGAGAGGAGGAAAAGAGAAGAAAGGAAAAGAGAAACAAGAAAUAUCGUUACCGAAACAAGAUA